Messenger RNA from Fusarium poae, 282 nucleotides. It is a transcript of the gene TIM8, whose product is annotated as Mitochondrial import inner membrane translocase subunit tim8. Lineage: Eukaryota; Fungi; Ascomycota; Sordariomycetes; Hypocreales; Nectriaceae. The record is from RefSeq and is a predicted model, not a curated record. Bases 1 to 282 code for a protein of 93 amino acids. The transcript has 2 exons.
AUGAGCGCUCAACAACUCAACAUCGACAACGCCGAUCUUGAGAAGCUCAACGACAAGGACCGCACCGAGCUUCGCCAGUUUCUCGCCAACGAGCAGCAGCGUUCUCAGAUCCAAGCCCAAACUCACAGCUUGACACAGAUGUGCUGGGCCAAGUGCGUUCCUGGAACAGUCAAGAACUCCAAGCUCGACAAGUCCGAGGAGACAUGUUUGGCCAACUGCGUCGAGCGAUUUCUUGACGUCAAUUACCUCACGAUGAAGCACCUCAACGGCAUGCGCAACUAA